Molecule: messenger RNA, 5006 nt
Organism: Lynx canadensis (Canada lynx)
Lineage: Eukaryota; Metazoa; Chordata; Mammalia; Carnivora; Felidae
Gene: MKKS
Product: McKusick-Kaufman syndrome
Exons: 6
Coding region: 770-2482 (570 amino acids)
Biological process (GO): protein folding; chaperone-mediated protein complex assembly; cilium assembly
Cellular component (GO): nucleus; cytoplasm; kinociliary basal body
Molecular function (GO): ATP binding
Source: RefSeq, a predicted model, not a curated record
GUCUCCAAGCCCCGAGCGCAGGUUGCCGGGACAGGCUGCGGCGGCUCCGUGCGGCUCGGCCUCUGGGGCCAGCUGGUGGCGGUGGCCUAGAGAGGCUCAGCGGCUGGUGGGCAGGUGCACUGAUGCUGAAGUACUAUGAGCUUUCAGAACUUCUGGAGAGACUACAAAGUUCUGGUUGUUAUGGUACCUUUAGUCGGGCUCAUACAUUUGGGAUGGCACAGAAUCAAAAGCAGCCCUGUUUUCCAAAUGCCUAAUAAGGACAACAUUUCUGAGCCAGAUAGUCCAGUACUUGGACAUCCUCAGAAGAGUCACAUCCAAGGGAAAUAGCAGGCUUGGAAUCUUCAGAAAGAAGUAUCUUUGAAUCUGAGCUUCAUAUUGAAAGAAGAGAUGAAAAACACCAGCUGGAUUAGAAAGAACUGGCUUCUUGUAGCUGGGGUGUCUUUCAUAGGUGUCCAUCUUGGAACAUACUUUAUACAGAGGGCUGCAAAACAAUCUGUAAAAUCUCAAUCUAGAGGCAAACAAAAUGAGUAUUGAAGAAUGAAGGAAAAAUAAAUACCUGGAAUUAUUACUAUGUCAUUAAGUCAUUCCAUGCUGAUAAGCUUCAUAAACCUGGAGCUAAUUUUUAUAGCCACAGUGCUGCAUAUUCAGGACUUUCAUUCCUUGAAGAAUAAUUUUUUUUCUAAAUGUCAAAACCCAUGACAAUGCAAUAAACAGAAAAAUAUGGUUGACAAAAUAAAAGCCAUCCUCACCAAUUAUCACCCAAAGUAAGAUGUCUCGUUUAGAAGCUAAAAAGCCAUCGUUCUGUAAAAGUGAACCACUGACAAGUGAGAGAGUCAGGGCCACACUUUGUGUCUUGAAAGGCAUCCUAACAUCGAGCUAUGGCCCUUCAGGUAGGCUGAAGCAGCUGCACAAUGGCCUCGGGGGCUGUGUGUGCACAACCUCACAGUCGUCAGCCCUGCUCGCUAACCUUUCCGUCACCCAUCCCAUCUUAAAGAUCCUAACAACAUCCAUGCAGAAUCAUGUGUCGUGCUUCAGUGACUGUGGCUUAUUCACAGCCAUUCUUUGCUGCAAUCUGAUUGAAAAUGUUCAGAGAAUAGGCUUGAUGCCCACCACUGUUAUCAAAUUAAAUAAGCAUCUUUUGAGCCUCUGCACCAGCUACCUCCAGUCUGAGUUCUGUGGUUGUCGAAUUCUAGUCGACUUCAGUAGUACUCAGACCCUCCUUUGCCUGGUGCGCAGUAUAGUAACAAGUAAACCUGCCUGCAUGCUCACCAGACAGGAAAUAGACCAUAUCAGUGCUUUGAUUCUGAGAGCCUUUUUGCUUACAAUUCCAGAAAACACCAAAGACUGCCUCAUCUUAGGAAAGAGUAUAAUUGUGCCUUUAAAAGGUCAAAGAGUUACAGAUUCUACUGUAUUACCUGGAAUACUUCUUGAAAUAUCAGAAGUUCAAUUGAUGAAGAUCUUACCUAUCAAAAAAUCAGACACCUUCAAGGUGGCACUCUUCUGUGCAUCUUUAUCUGGAGAUCUCUCUGACACUGGAGAAGGAACUGUAGUGGUCAGUUCUGGGGUUUCUCUUGAAAAUGCAGUCCUGGACCAGUUGCUUAACCUAGGAAGGCAGCUAGUUAGUGAUCACAUAGAUCUAGUCAUAUGCCAAAAAGUUGUGCACCCAUCUUUGAAACAGUUUCUCAGUAUGCAUCGCAUGAUUGCCAUAGACAGAGUCGGAGCGGCUCUCAUGGAACCCCUGAGUAAAGUGACAGGAACACAGCCUAUUGGUUCCCUAGGCUCAAUCUCUCCUAGUAGUUAUGGAAGUGUAAAAGAUUUGUGCACUGAAAAAUUUGGCUUCAAACAUUUUCUUCAUCUUAUUCCUAAUGAGGCAACUAUCUGCAGCUUGCUGCUCUGCAACAGAAAUGACACUGCCUGGGAUGAGCUGAAGCUCACAUGUCAAACAGCACUGCAUGUUUUGCAGUUAACAAUCAAGGAACCGAGUGUUUUGUUGGGAGGUGGCUGUACUGAAACUCAUUUGGCAGCAUAUAUCAGACACAAGAUUUGUAAUGAGCCCGAAAGCAUUCUCCAAGAUGAUGGGUGUACUCAAACAGAACUUCAGCUCCUCACUGAAGCAUUCUGCAGUGCACUAGAAUCUGUUGCUGGCUCUCUAGAACAUGAUGGAGGUGAAAUUCUUACUGACAUGAAGUAUGGACACUUUUGGUCUGCUCAGCCAGAGUCUCCCUCUGUUGUUGACUGGCCAGAUUUGCUUUCAAGAUGUGGCUGUGGACUAUACACUAGCCAGGAAGAACUCCGCUGGUCUUUUUUAAAGAGUACUCGUCAUCCCUUUGCACCACAAACCUGCCUCCCACAUGAAGCUGUGGGCUCAGCCAACAACCUGACCUUGGACUGUUUUACUGCUAAACUUAGUGGCCUGCAGGUGGCUGUGGAGACAGCCAACUUGAUUUUGGAUCUUUCAUAUAUCAUUGAAGAUAAAAACUGAUAGAACAGCAUGUUUAUAUUACAAAAACAAACAAAAAAACCUAGUCAGGUAGUCAGUUAAGAAAAAUAAUGUCAUAUUUUUUCUCUCCCAAAGCCCUCUUCUGCAUAUUUGGAUAGGUUAUUCAUAAAGUUAUAGAUAUACAAGGAAAAUAUAUGAUUCUUAAAUGGAAAUACCAUAGAACAUUAAAAACAUGAAGCAUUAUUAAAGAUAUUAUAGUUAUCUUAGGGAUUCCACAGAUGCCACUGUAUGUUCUAAAUGUGUGUUGUUAUUGUGACAUCAUUCUAAGAAUAUACAGAAAUAAAAAAAACUUCCUAAUCUAUGCUCUAGUUUGGUUAUACUAAACUGAUGUUUCACCAAGGAAUAUAAUUUGAAUUUUAUGCAAAUGCAAUCAAUGUAUUGAUAAAUUGAAGAUGAAAUACAGAAUGCAGCUUGAGGAGUAAGUAUGGAGCUGUAACAGAUGUUAUAUUAAACCUUAAACAUUUUGAAAAUUUUGGGAAAAUUAAACAAUGUAAGAGUCAGAUUUGUAGCCAUGUUAGAAGGAAAAAGAGUUUUUAAGCAAUUUCCUCCUAUAUUCUUGCAAUGCAAAAUAAUUUUUACCCUGAGCCAAAGAAAAAAUUGUAGUACACAGUAAUGCAACAUAAAACUAUGAAAACUUGAGUGUACCUUAUGCUUCAUAAAACAGUCUCUUAAAUUUUACUUUUUAUUAUUAGAGUCAAAUGGAAGGACAGUGUGGUAGGCAGCCUCUAAGACGGUCCUAGUGACCUCUCCCAAUCCUGGGUUUCAGGACCUUGAACAGUCCCCUCCCCUUGAGUGUGGAGUGGAUGUAGGGACUCCUCUGAGUUUCUCCCCCUUGUGAACAGGAAUGUCUUAUCGGAGUUCUCCCAUGCUCAAUCCAUCAUUGUAUGUUGGGAGUGGAGGGCAGAUGACUUGUCCCAUUAGCUUCAUGGGUCUACAGAUUGAGAGGAGCUGUGUUGCAGAAUCUGGACUUAACGAAUUACACCUGAGGAGCUUCACCCAACCUGACCUGAUUUCAGUGAUAAGAUUCUGGACUUCAAGCUAAUGGUGUAAUACGAUGAGACUUUUGUAAUCUGGGGAGUGUGUGAAUGUAUCUUGCAUUUGAUACAUUAGAGGCAACCUCUAAGAUGGCUUCAGUGAUGUCACUUCCUGGUAGUCCACCCUUUGGGUGUGCAUGGGACCUAAAAACUAGUUUUUAAUGAGUAUACAGCAGAAGUGAUGGGAUGUCACGUUGUAGAAAGAUGGGCUUCUCUUUUGAUCUCUCACUCUCACCCUGAUUAGAGGCUACCUGCCGGGUUGGGAAUGCCUGUAGAGAGACCCACAUAGCAAGAAACAGGGCCUUCGAGCCAACAGCACUAAGGAACUGAAUCCUACCAACAACCACAAGAAUUCUUUUAGAAGCAUAUCCCCCCUAGUGGAGCCUUAGCAGUAACCCCUGCCACUGCAACUACUAGAGAGACCCUAAAGCAGAGAACCUAGCUAAAUUACUCCCAGAUUGAUUCCUGACCCACAAAAUCUGUGAGAUAAUAAAUCUUAAGUCAAGUCUUGGGUAUAAUUUGUUAUGCAGCAAUAGACAUCUAAUAAAGGCAGGAGCAAAGGCUUAUUUAUAAUUACAUACUGAAAACUUGGUCACACAAUGGCAAAAAGCUUUCUUGAUGCCAUGCCUCUGCGUUUUCACCAUCACUACAAACAUAAAGGCACUGUUCUUUAUCAUACAUGCUUACAAUGGGGUUUUACAUUCACUUAAGAAAGUGUGUCACGUGGGAAUAGGAGAAUUGCCCUGGGUCUCCCUGGCCUUCUACUGCAUUUCCAAGUUACUCAAAAAAGGGAUGCCACGCUGAAUCUCUCCAGUUGAUCUUAGAGGUUAAGAGCCUCCACUUCCCAUGAUAGCCAUUAACUCUGCCAUUUUUAUUUAGCUUUGCCAUAAAAUUGUUACAUACCUUGGUGAAACAUCCAUGCUCUCAUUUUGAAUAUGUCAUAAAUUUGUUUAAAUAGUCUCAUGAAGUCAUGUUUCCUGAAGUUGUGUACAAGCCUUACUAGAAAAUACUGUAAAUAAUUUUUUUUUAAAAAAGCAAUUCCUUAACAGAUGAAGGAAAUCAUCAAACUCAGAUGGUAAAAUAUGAGAUGAAAAUUCAUGAUGCAAAUAGUUGCAGAGGAGCUCAUUUUGACAGAAAUAAAUGACAGAAACAGCAACUAAGUUAAGCCUCAGACCAUGUUUUGUGACUGUAAGAUUGAGGUCUGAAUAUCUCAUUACAAGGUUCCUCGAAGACAGAACCGGAAACCCUGACCACUACAAAAAAAGGAAAGGGAGAAUAAUGCUCAAGAGAAUGAAGUCAGGGACGGCUGCUCACGACUUCUGUGGGACUUACAGGACGUGUAGCAUUCAGGUUUACUGAGCCGUAGGUGUCCAACAGGAUUAGCAUCCUAUUUAUCAAAAGAGGUUAGGAUUUUGGCUGCAAGGAAAAUAUUGGAAAAUGAAAGCAAAUUAAAGGAAUCUUCUAAGUCAAAA